This is a messenger RNA of Oncorhynchus mykiss (rainbow trout), 7033 nucleotides long. RefSeq names its product microtubule cross-linking factor 2. The record is from RefSeq and is a predicted model, not a curated record. Lineage: Eukaryota; Metazoa; Chordata; Actinopteri; Salmoniformes; Salmonidae. Gene Ontology annotation, biological process: regulation of autophagy.
AUUCCACCUCUGGCUUUGGGCUAAACCCCAAUGUCCUGAAAUCCUAGAAACCCCCUGGUAAACAUGUUCUAUAAGCAGAACUGUAUAUGUUAUUUUAUGGAUUUGGCCAGCUAAGAAAGGCAGGGGUUUCAUUUGAAACAUUGCCUAAUUGUUUACCAGUAAAUUUGGGCUGAAUUAAUUAUAUUUGUGUCAUCCAUUUCCUGCAAAGCUUUACACCAGCCGGCCUAUACUGUCCAAAUAUUGUUUAAGUCUGAAUUUAAUAGCAUAUAGCCAGCCUAUUUAUGUAUUUUUUACCUGUGCUUCUUGAAACGAUCUACAAGUCUGGGUGGCAGCAGAGAGCACUAAGUGAUGCUGAAUUUCCAGACAGCGAUUCGCCACAGACAGAACCGCUAAAGCUGGGCGGUGAAAAAAACUCGCGAGCACACUUCCACUCUGUUUCUACCACUUCGAACCACUCCGGCGAGAUAUAGUUGCAUAUGUUAGUGCAAUAUGAGUAGAAGAUGUGCCAAAACCUAAACGGAAUUAACCAUAAAACAUCAUUAGGCCUACAGCGUGUUAUGUUAUUGUAGCCUAAUUUGCCGUUUCCAUCUCUAUGCGCUGUUAAAUCCGGUUUAAUAGGGAUUGCUGCAGUUUAUUUGUUUGCAGUUGUGAGAUAAAAGCUCGACUUCUUCUGCCUUUUCUGAUAGGGGUUUCAUUUCUGUUUUUCUGUAUUUGUCAAAGCGGAAUGAAUGACAAAGACAAAGGCGGAUGUUAAUUCGCCAACUCACUUUGUCUCGCCGAAGGAAAGGAGACACAGGCACAAAAUGGAAAGCGGGACGGAGAGCGCCGACAGCGGGCAGGCGAAGCCUCAACAACAGCACCAGUUCGAGCAACAGCCCGUAGUGCAGCCCAUUCAAGUCAACGCAAAGAAAAAAAAUAAUCGGGCUCCAUCACCCGCCAGACCCAAGGAUGUGCCUGGAUGGUCCCUCACCAAGAUCCGUGGAGGAAUCGGUACACCAACACUGAGCGUUAAACCAGGAUCCAUACAUUUAGGCAGCCGGGUGUCCAGGCGUAGUCCGGUUAGCGGGAAAGAGACGAAAUCUGAGAAAGGAAAACUGACGGGAAAAUCCACGGUAUCGGUAGCCAGUGCCCAGAAGAGCAGCAGUAAAUCGAUGAAAGGUGGUCGGAGGAAGGUGUCCGAUGCGAGCAACGCCUCCGACGACCAGAGCAAAGACUCCGGUUGCGCUGCGGGCAAACGUUCAUCAACCGAUAGCAGUUCCGAGCUCUCCGAUUGUGCCUCAGAGGAGAAUAAACUAUCCACGGACGCUCUGAGUAGUGACACCGAAUCCAACAGCCGAGGCGGGGGUCUUGAUGGCGAUAAACCAAGCAGUGACUGCGGACAUGGGCCACCGGAUAGGGGUAGUCGUGGUGACCAUCACGCCAAGACCCCAGUGGAUAAGGACCGAACCUCCCUGGGAGUGGAGACCGUAGGGGGGAGCAUUUCUCCUGGGGAUGAACGGUCUCUCACCUCGUUCGACAGCCGGGUGCCUGCCAGCACAUCCCUAGCUUUCUCCGACCUGACGGAAGAGUUCAUGGAUGGCAUGCAUGAAGAAUUAGUCAGAGAAAUCGAGGAACUGAGAUCAGAGAACGAUUACCUAAAAGAUGAGAUGGAGGAGCUGCGCUCUGAGAUGUUGGAGAUGAGGGAUAUGUACAUGGAGGAGGAUGUGUACCAGCUGCAGGAGCUGAGGCAACAGUUUGAGCAGGCUAACAAGACCUGCCGCAUCCUGCAGUACCGCCUCCGCAAGGCCGAGAGACGCAGCCUCCGCGUGGCCCAGACGGGACAGGUAGACGGGGAGCUCAUCCGGACCCUGGAGCAGGACGUCAAGGUGGCUAAAGACGUGUCCAUCCGGCUGCACAACGAGUUGGACUCUGUGGAGAAGAAGAGGGGUCGUCUGGAGCAGGAGAACGAGGAGCUGAGGGUCAGGCUCCAGGACCUAGAGGUGGCCAAGCAGGUCCUGCAGACUGAGAUGGAGAAGCAACGAGAGAACUCUCUGAAGAAGAGAGGCGCUCGGCCAAACAACAAGCCAGAGAAGAAGCCAUCUGUCCAGCAGGAGGACAACUCUGACCUCAAGUGCCAGCUCCAUUUUGCCAAGGAGGAGUCCGUUCUCAUGUGUAAGAAGCUGACCAAGAUGGCCAAGGACAGCGAGGCCAUGCGGGAGGAGCUGGCCAAGUACCGCUCGGUCUACGGCGAUGUGGACGCCUCACUCACCGUGGAGGAGGUCAACGACUCACCCCACACCCGUGAGGCCGAGGUUAGAGUUCACCUGAAGCUGGUGGAGGAGGAAGCCAACCUGCUGAGCCGGCGCAUCGUGGAACUAGAGGUGGAGAACCGUGGCCUACGGGCCGAAAUGGACGACAUGAAGGGCCAGGAGCUGCCUCCAGGGCUGGGGCUGGGAGGCAUGGGAGGCCCUGGAGGAGGAGGUCUGGAUAACGUGAUGGAGCUCCAGAGGCACCUGCAGUUUGUGGAGGAGGAAGCGGAGCUGCUACGGCGCUCGCUGCUGGAGAUGGAGGAGCAGAACAAGCUGCUGAUGAAUGAGAUCAACCGCUACAAGUCGGAGCUGCCGCUGACGUUGGACCCAAACCAGGAUGACUCCUCGUCCAUCUCUCUCCUGGAGGAUGGUCAUGGUGGGGGAGCUCUCAUCAGCACCGAGGCCCCCCAUGAGGAGCUGCUGCAGGCCGCCAGGCUCCAGAUCGGGGAGCUGAGCGGCAAAGUGAAGAAGCUCCAGUACGAGAACCGUGUGUUGCUGUCCAACCUGCAGCGCUGCGACCUGGCCUCCUACCACAGCUCUUCUAGGCCCGCCCUGGAGACCGACGCUGAGGCAGGGGACUCGGCCGAGUGCCUCCCCAGCCAAGCGUGCCGGGAAGGCCCCAUCGGAGGGGAGAACAAGCCCCUGGAGGAAAAGGAGAAGAAGACGUCCACGGGGGUUCCCAUUCACCUGCACGGUAACGUCCCCCUGGGGCUGAAUGACCAUGAGGCCCUGCUGGCCAUGAGGGACCAGGCCCGCCUCAUCUCUACAGCCAUCCAGCUGCUGACCGCUUCUGAUUCCAACUGCCCCUCCCUCUCCCUUUACCGCAAGAUCUCCUCCAACUACUCCGGGGAGACUGCUGAGCCCUGUGUCCCAGAGAAGAGCCAGCAGUCCCAACCCUCGGAGCUCCAGGACCUGCCCCUGGUGGAGGCUCUGACGGGCAGGCUGCGAGCACUGCACACCCAGCUCCAGGCCUUCGUGAAGCGAGUGGAGAGCCUUGGCAGCGCCCCUCCUGGGAGGGAGCAGGUGGAGGUGGCAUCCCCCCUGCCUCUACUGUCCGAAGCUGGAGACUCCGUGGUGGAUACGCCCUCUGCCUCACACCCCUGCCCUCCAGACGACCAGGCGGGUGAGAUCACUGCAGGGCAGAAGCAGCCCGACUUUAGGGACCAAUCAGAGCGCGAAGUGAAAGGUCAGGAGGAGGAGGAGGGUGACAGCCACAUUGACAGCAACAAGAACCAGGUUAAACAGGAGACGGACACAGCCCUGCAGAUCAGUGAGCUGCAGGACCUUCUGUUGGAGGCGAGGGACAAUGCUUGCAGGACGCAGGAGGAACUGUCUGUGGAGAGGCAGGAGGAACUGUCUGUGGAGAGGCAGGAGGAACUGACUGUGGAGAGGCAGGAGGAACUGACUGUGGAGAGGCAGGAGGAACUGACUGUGGAGAGAUGGGAUCACAGAGGCCCCACCCACAGCAGCUCACAGACAUUCACACAGCUGCAGGAGGAGCACCAGAAGGCCCUAACGAGAAGGGACUUCCAGCUACAGAGUCUGAGUCUGCAGACGCGGCUGCAGCAGAAGUUCUGGAGCCAAGAGAGGAACCUGAUGUUGCAGGAGUCCCAGCAACUCAAGCAGACCCUGCUGCUGCUCAGCCUCAAGCUGCGUUGCUUCCUCAAACAGUGGCGGCUGGGACGCAAGCUGGACACGGAGGCCAAGGAUGUCCUGGAGGUGAACAGCCUGAAGGACCUGUACCUGCUGUUGGAGGAGGAGAGUCUGGCCGCCCACCCCCAACAGGGAGACAACAAGAUUACCUCCGCAGAGGAGCAGCACCUCUGCCCCACCAUCUCCAAGGAGCUUUGUGUGCUGGAGAAGAGCUACACACAGACGAGCGGCGUGAGCAGCACACUGGCGGACCUGAAAGGAGCGCUCCAGGAUCUGAGCGGAGAGCUGCGAGAGGAGCGCCAGGGCUCACAGGAACUGACCCAGCAGUUUGCCCGCGCUAAGGCCUCCUGGGAGGUGGAGAGGAUAGAGCUCAAGAGCCUCAUUACCCAGCUGGAGAGCAAGGCGGGCUUGGCUGCCCUGGCCGGGGGGGAGAAGGACCUCCAAGGACCUCCCGACCUGAAGGUGGCACUGAAGAGGGAGCGUGAGGAGCACCAGCACCUCCUGGCCGACUCAUAUGCCGCCGUCAUGGACCUGACCAAGCAGCUGCAGAUGGGCGAGAGGAACUGGAACCGCGAGAAGCUGGACCUCCUAGAGCAUUUCAGUCAGGAGAGGGGCCAGUGGGAGCAGAGGCUACAGUGCAAGAUGUCUCUGCACUACAAAACCAUCCCUGAAACAAAAACUGCACUGGACGUUGUUACAAAUGGAACCAAUUUAUCAAGGACCAAGUCCAUCCCGUCCAUGUUGGAGGGUCUGCUGGAGGCCUGUCCUUUCCUUCCGAGUCAGGAGGUCAAUGGUACAGCCAAUGAGGAGGGAGAGAAGGACCAGCCCAGCACCCAGGCCCCUCCCCUUCUAACCCACACAGACCCGGGUGACCUCACCAGGAAGAACUGGAAGUACCUGACCAAUGAGAUGGCUUUGAUGGAGCAGGGUGAUGCCCCCUUCAAGACGUGGGACUGUCCCAGCUCCCCCAGCAGUUUCCUGGACCUGGAGAGCAUCCAGAGGAGCUACACGGCCCCCGACAAGACCGGCAUCCGCAUCUACUACAGCCCCCCUACCAUGCGCCGUAUGGAGAGCCGGCUGGCCAAGGAGAAGCAGGACAAACCUCAAGCCCAGCAAGGCCACCUGUCUCGGGCUUCAACUCCCUCAGACGCUGUGGCCCUGGAGGGCCAACCUCCCUCCUCCUCCUCUGCCUCCUCCUCUUCGUCCUAUGACCAGUGGUUGAGCUCUCUGUCCAAGCAGCACAGGGACCUUCUGGAGAACAGCAGCGGUGGCGCGGGGGUGGCGCCCUUCCAUGGCCUGGAGAUCUCUGCCAACCUCUCGGACGACAUGAAGGAGAUGACCAACUGUGUGCGCCAGGCCAUCCGCUCCAGCUCUCUGGAGAGGAAUUGCAGCAAGGAUGCGAGCAGCCAGACGGUGGGGGUGUCUAGCCGCUCCACCCAGACGGUCCAGUUUGUGAGCGUGGGGCUGCAGACGGACGGGCUCGGGUCUCGGGGGGUGGGGGGCUUCCACACCAAAUCCUCCUGGUCCCCCCGGCCCUCGUCAUCGCUGGCCUCGGCCCGCUCGCGCCACAUCUCCUCAUCACUGGAUAAGGUGCACAGCCGAAUCGACAGGCCCUGCUGCUCACCCAAGUUCGGCUCCCCCAAGCUACAGCGACGCAUUUCCGCCUCCUCCUCCAAGCUGGACGGAGGAGGAUUGUCCUCGGCUUCAUCCAGAGACCGCAGCCUGUGGAACCUCCACCAGCGGUCCUCGACAUCCAGCGGCUCGGCCUGGGCCCGUUCUACCACCACCAGGGACAGCCCCGUGCUCAGCGGCCUCAACGAUGGCCUGUCCAGCCUGUUCAGCGUGGUGGAACACUCCGGCAGCGUAGAGUCUCUGUGGAAGAGUGAGCCAGGGGCCAGCCCAGCCCGCCAGGCAGCAGGGAAGCCCUCUGGCCCUGGACCAGACACCGGAGCCCAGAAAUACGGCCCCUUCCAGGAGUUUUUCAGGAACGUGUGCGGCCGGACCGGAACGACCAUGCCCGGGGGAGGGGAGAGGGGGCAGAGGGAGGUGGGGGCCAUGGAUGAGCCCAAGCCUGAGUGCCUCUCCGGGGUUUCGCUGGUGGGGAACGACAGCGUCACCAAGAUCGUCAACAAGAGGUUCAUGAGACAGAUGCCCAGGGAGGAGUUGGGGGCCUCUGCUAACGAUCUCACUGCCAGGGACCUGACCUUGAGCUCCAGCAUGGAGGAUGCAGCGUGUGAUUGCAACUCCCAGUCUCUUACAUCCUGCUUCGCCCGGCCCUCCCGCUCAGCCACACGCCAUUCACUGGGCCACUGCAUGCACCGCUCUCAGGAGCCUCCCACGGCAACGGAGGAGAGAGUAGAUGCAGGCAAUGAGUGAUGGAUCAGUGAGAACACACACACACACACACACAUACUGCCUCACCAACACACUGCCACAUAAGCUACAGUACUGUCACAAAACAUAGACAAAAACACACUGCUACAUACAUACUGUACAUACACACAAUCCCUCACAAACUGCCACACAGAACCACUGUCACAUGCACACACUCACACACACACACACACACCUGGAAUUGGAACUCAACCCAAGCAGCACAUUCUAAUGCCUCCUAGGAUUCCUCUUUGAGCACCAGAACCACUACCAACUACCAGCAGGACAACAAACUCACACACAACACACAUACUGGAACAGUAAUGACACACUACUUCCUAUAUACUGCAGUAUUUAGGGAAUAGGGUGCUAUUUUGCACACAAACAGUUUGUGGAAACGACCACCUAGGAAUUCAGACAGUCUUAUAUGAUGUCAGAACUCAUAACACUCUACUUUACCUAUUUUUGGAAUUGCAUAGGGAGAACACUGGGCUACUAGAUUUCUACAAAGUGGAUCUUCCCAACCGACAGGGAUAUGAGUUGGUUUGUUAGCUGCUCCCAUUCCAAAUACCAAUCCUAUUCCCAGUCCAAUUCCCUAGCCAGCACCAGUCCCUUCCCAACCCAGCAUCUGGAGAGCUCUGUCCAAGCCUCCUCCCUAACACCAAGCAGAGGAUUCUACUGGUGUGGACCACCUCUUGCCAUAAUAACCCAACAACCAU